Jatropha curcas is the source of this 2778-nucleotide messenger RNA. Lineage: Eukaryota; Viridiplantae; Streptophyta; Magnoliopsida; Malpighiales; Euphorbiaceae. The record is from RefSeq and is a predicted model, not a curated record.
UUGUCAGCUUUUAUAAGAAUUGACAAGGAAAGAAAAAGAAAAGCUAUAUAGGUUUUAUAAAGCUUUGAGGAACGUCUCCAAAUACUCCAAUGGGGAUUUUCUUGCUUUGAUUGAAGAGGCAAAGUGGAUACUGACAUGGAUACAGUGAGUUGGUUCAGGAAUUUUCCCCAUGAAAGAAGAUGUGAAAGGUUCAUCGGACUAAGAUAUGGAGUAAGAGGUUAUUCAUGCCCAAGAUUUGUUGAGGAACCGAAUAUAUUUCAAAGAAUUGUAUUGUUUAAAAGAUGGAUCAUAGAAUACUUAAGGUUCCUCAAGAAGUAGAAAUAGCCAAAGAAAAGAUCAUUAGCAUUGAUUAUGUAGGUGCAAGAAAAAAGUUACUAGAGAUACAGUUUCACUUUCCAGCCUUUGACAACAUCUCUGGUAUGAUCACUGUUUGUGAUAUCUUAAACUCAGCUGGCUACAGAUUCUUAGGCUCUAACACUAACUACUAUUGGGUUCUUGAAGUUUGUCCAGAUGCAACUGAGUUUGCUAUGAAAACCCAAUAUAACAAGUUCCUUACACUUCUGGAGCCCAUUAAGAAUAACUUCCCCAAGGCUGCAUCAGCUUUAAAGAUCAUUCAGGAAGCAUUUACAGUGCUUUCAGACCCAGAAGGGCGCUCCAUGUUUGACAUGAAUAGGGCUAUGAGGUUGCAGUCUUAUGCUUCUGGAAAUUUGCAGGAUAUUUGCAUUGGUGAAUUUGCAGCAUGGUUAUCUUCAAACCAUAAAAGAGCAGAAAUCUUUAGUGAAGUCUACAAAGUUUCCAUGGAAGACUCUGGAUGAAACCAGUGUAGAUAUAGUCUCAAAUGCCAUAGUUAAUGAUGUUAGGGUGUCUAACUGUCUUCAAAUUGAAGGAGGAUGCUGAAUUAUAUGGUAAAGUUACUGAUUAUGAUAUUGGUAAUGCUAGCUAUUUUCCGCAGGAAAUUUAUGCAGGUGCAGGAAAAACUGAAACCAACAUUAUUUCCUCCUGUUAUUUUGCUAGUAACAAACUAUCCUGUGAUAUUGCAGUCUUAUUCUCUAAGAAUCAGGAUUAUUAUAAAUUAGGUGAUAAGAAAGAAUGAAAAUUUUGCAGUUGGUCAAGUUUGGGCUACUUAUGAUGAUGAAGGCUUGCCAAGAAAAUACGCAAAGAUAAUUAACAUUGAAAUUCAUGAAUCUCUUUAUAGAAUGCAUAUCAACUGGUUGAAACCUGCCCCAGAGAGUGGACAAAUGAAGAGAUGGUUUGAGGUGGGAUUGCCUAUAGUUUGUGGAGUAUUCAAUGUGGAUUGGAAUCAAACAUCUCCCAUUGAGCCAACAUCAUUUUCACACAUGCUGUCUCUGCCUGCUGCAGCCGCAGGUAACCAAGUUGAAAUUUUCCCCAGAAAAUAAGAGAUUUGGGAAAUUUAUAGAGAUUGCAGGCCGCAAGCAUGGUGCUCGAAUCCCAAAUCGAGGGAGGGCAGCAGGUUGCAAAUAUUGCAAAUUUUGACUGAAUAUUCCAAUCCUGAUGGUUUGCUGGUUGCAGGCUUGGCGGAAGUAAAGGGAUUAAAAAAUGUCUAUAGCACAGACAAUGGGAACAAUAAUCCUUUUCGAAUUCCUACAAGAAGUUUAUUUGUAUUUUCCCAUAGAGUUCCAGCGUACAAAUUUGCAGAAGAAGAUAUGGAGACUUUAGACUCUUUUGUGACAAUAGGGAGCUCUUCUAACUCCACCCGUGCGCCUAGCUUCUCAACUCCAAUUCCAGAGUCAAAGACUGAACGACCAGGCCAAGAAAGAUUAGCAGAAGAUCUUAUUGCGAGCAAAUAUGGGCUGUGUAUUACGGUAAACAUUCAAUGCCUCGCCAAUACGUUAUUGUGAAAAUGUGACUUCAAAUAGUGAAAUAUCUGUAACAUUCUUGGAACCUCAUCCAAUAAGUAUUGAUGAGAUAAAUUGGAUCAAAAAGAAUUUACCAUUUGUCUGUGGAUUUUUUAAAGCUGGUGAGAUUACCUGGACUUGAGGUUGUCCAGGUUUUCACAUAAGGUAAACUAUGAAAAAAUCACAGAUAAACCUUUGUACAAGGUUUUUCCUAACAAAGGUGAAAUUUGGGCAAUGUAUAGAAACUGGAGUAUUGGAUGGAAGGAUGAUGAUCUCACUAACUACAAACGUCAAAUUGUUGAGAUUGUUACAGACUUCUGUAAAGAAUCUGGAGUAAUAGCUCCUAACUUAGAGAAGGUUCCAGGUUGGUCAAGUUUCUUCCGACGACAUAUUUGUGAUGGCUUUGAAUUGGUUAGGGCAGUUCCACGAACAGAAAUGCCCAGUUUCUCUCAUCAAAUACCAGCCUUUACUGUUCCAGGAGCUGAGGCUCAUGAUAUUCCUCAAGACUCUUGGCACCUAGAGCCCAAUGCACCGCCUCCUAAUUAAUUUUAACCUUAACAUUUAUCUCUGAAUUAAGUUCUUUAAGGCUGAAGUGUAACAAUAAUUAUGGCAACAUGGCUAUUGGCUACUUGUGUGUAAAUAGUAAGUACUAGGAUGGCAAUGCCAUAGUGUUCCGGGUAGAUUAACAUGCUGAGUCUGACUAGUUUCUGUUAUUAAUUUUUUCUUUUUUGGGAACUAGCUUCUGACAUAUGGCGGAUUAGUGAUGCUUUCUUGGCUAUGCUACUGGAUCAACCAAGUUUUAUCUGCCUAAGCCCCUGAGUUGCUUUCCAACAAAGAACAAGAUACGUUUGUAAGUUUUGAGUAUCUUCCAUGUUUUUCUGUCUUCCUUGGAAAAGAAAAUUAGAACCUUUUGUUGUGCCUA